This is a messenger RNA of Chaetomium fimeti, 1835 nucleotides long. RefSeq lists its product as uncharacterized. The coding region runs from base 305 to 1528 and encodes 407 amino acids. Lineage: Eukaryota; Fungi; Ascomycota; Sordariomycetes; Sordariales; Chaetomiaceae. The record is from RefSeq and is a predicted model, not a curated record. The transcript is spliced from 3 exons.
UGUAAAUCGAGGUUGACACGAUAUUGGAAUAAUGAUUCAUACGCCGUCCACCGUAAUGUUACAAAUUACGGGGAACCGUAAAGCUACCAGGAGGGUGGAUGUAAUUAUCCCAAUCUUGGGUUGGUGUUGUACCCUUGCGACCUGACUUGGUCAUGGACCCACUAACUAUCAACUUACCUCACCGGCAGUCCAACAACUUUCUUUAUGUAGAACCAACAUCACCACAGCACAUCCUCUAAAUAUUCUGUUUCUGUUUAUUUUGGUUACCCUAUGAACCAUCUUUAAACACAACAGUGGAAACAUCAUGUCACAAUACAAAGAUAUCCUCAAAAAAGGAUGGCAUCCAGAAAAGGAGGGGACGAGCUUGAAGGGCCAAAUGAAAAGCUUGGUCGGCCGUGGUGAAGACCAAACCCGCCGCAACGAUCAUGUCGCCACGCCCAUCACGUCGCUGCGUGACCCAGCCAGCUUUGCACCUCCACCCAAGCGGAAUCCCAACGCAUCUACCGGAGAAACGAGCCCAGCAACCUCCUCAUCACCCGCCUCUCAUACCGGUCCAACCAUCCCCCCACGGGCAGGGACAACCGUAGAGUCAACACCCAACGAACCGACCGCUCCCCCCAAGCCAUGGCGCCUAGACACCACCGGUCUCUCCACCUCACACCUCCCGCCACCCCCAGGUAGAACCGACGGAGGAAACCCACGCCCCGCCCCUCCCACACCGCAAUCAGGCGGCGGCAGAGCUCCUCCAAGCCUCCCACCGCGCCUCCCGCCACGAUCAUCCACCUCCUCACCAGCGACGCCCUCCCCCUCCUCCUCGGCCCUCCCCGCGCGGCAACCCGCCCCCGGCCCGGAGCAGGGCUACAUCAACCAAUCCGCCGUGAGCCGCCUCGGCGCAGCGGGCAUCUCAGUCCCAGGCUUCGGCAUCACCCCAUCAUCAUCAUCCACCACCACCACCGCACCACAACCACCAACAACCACAACCCCAACCAAAUCCCACAUGAGCGAACUCCAAUCCCGCUUCAGCCGACUCAAAACCACCACCCCCAAAGGAGAAGCCAACAGCGGCUCCAACGGCGGCGGAACAACCCUCGCCCAAAAACAGGCAGCGGUGCGCACGGCCGCCGCCUUCCGGGCCGACCCGUCAUCCGUGUCGCUGUCCGACGCGCGGGCGGCGGCGUCGACGGCCGAGAACUUCCGGCAGCGGCACGGCGAGCAGGUCGCGGGCGGGCUGAGGGCGGCGGGGGGGUUGCAGGCGCGGUUUGGGGGCGGGGGUGGGGGUGUAGGUGGGGGUGGGAAUGAGAAUGGGAAUGGGGGUGGGAAUGGAGGUGGGAGUGGGAUGAUGGGGGUUGGGGCGGUGGGUAGUGGUAUCGCGGCGCUGGCGGGCAAGAAGAAACCGCCUCCGCCGCCGCCGCCGAAGAAGAAGCCUGGUUUGUCGGGGGGAGCGGUAGGGGUGGGGCAGGGACAGGAACAGGGUGGUGAGAAUGAUGAGCCGCCGCCGAUUCCUAUGGCGACGAAGCCGCGGUUUUAGUGGGCUCUGGGCGGAAGUUGAGGGAAGUGUGCCCCAUGACUUUGACGUUCACUCCGGCACGGCAUUGCACAUUGCGAACUUUACAACAAAUGGAACCAGAUAUGGGCGGAGGGGGUCGACGCGUCUUUUGUCGGGCACUGGUCAGGCUACAGUCUACGUGGGACUAUAGAACGCACGACUGUGUUGUACGUCUGAAUAUGCCAAGAGGGACGGGGAUGGGGCAUUGAGCCUUUUGCGACUGAGUGUAUAGACGGGCACAAUCCCAGUUCCUUAAACCUUCAUCUCCUUGAGACCGUGCUUCCACGCA